GUCCACCAAGGACCCCGGGUCCAGGGUCUGUGCAGCCCCCCAGCCCCCGGCCCGGGAGGAGUCCACCCGUGCUUCUCCCGGGCGCCAGCAGGAGGCGCCAGCGGCAAGCGGCGGUGCACGCACCCGCGGGGAGCCGGCCCAGGGGGCGGAGAGGCGCCGAGAGGAGGAGGAGGAGGAGCCGGAGGGGGCGCGGCUUCCUCGGCGUCCCUGUGAGGAGCCGGGUCGCCUUCUCCGCCGGGCCGAGGGCGGCGGCCGGCGGGGGGUCGCGGCGGCGGUCCCGGGGGGCGCUGGCGGGCCGCGGGCGGCGGACGCUGCCUCGGCUGAGGCUGUGAGGAGACAAGAUGGCGGUGGCGGCGGUCAGGAAGCCGGUCUCCUCCUCCUCCUCGUCGUCGUCGUCGUCGUCGCGCUCCUCCGCCCCGCCGCUCGCCGCCUCCUCCUCCUCCUCCUCCUGGGUCUCCUCCUCCCGGUUCGCUGCCUCCUGCUCCUCCUCCUCCUCCUGCGGCAGCACUAACGACCGCCGAAACGCCGGCCCGCUGUCCCGGGGCUGCGGAGGGGGCUAGACGGGGCGGCUGCAGGCUCCGGGGACCGAGGCCGAGCUGGGGCCGGGGCGGGGACGACGGCGGCGGCGGCGGCGGCGGCGCCGGGUGGGGAUGGGGUCGCAGACGCUGCAGAUCCUCCGGCAGGGGGUGUGGGCCGCGCUCAGCGGGGGCUGGUACUACGACCCGCACCAGGCCACCUUCGUGAACGCGCUGCACCUCUACCUGUGGCUCUUUCUGCUCGGCCUGCCCUUCACCCUCUACAUGGCCCUUCCUUCUUCCAUGAUUAUAGUCGCAGUUUAUUGUCCUGUAAUAGCUGCUGUAUUCAUUGUUCUGAAGAUGGUCAACUAUCGACUGCACAGAGCGCUCGAUGCUGGAGAAGUUGUAGACAGGAGUACAAAUGAGUUCACAGGUCAGCGAGCCCAAGCUGAACAGGGCAACUGUUCAACCAGGAGAAAAGACAGCAAUGGCCCCAGUGAUCCUGGUGGAGGGAUUGAAAUGUCUGAGUUCAUUCGAGAAGCCACACCCCCAGUUGGUUGCAGCUCAAGAAAUUCUUACGCCGGUCUAGAUCCAAGCAAUCAGAUUGGAUCUGGUUCUCGUCUUGGAACAGCAGCAACCAUUAAAGGAGAUACAGACCCUGCGAAGACUUCUGAUGAUAUCAGUUUAAGUCUGGGACAGAGUUCUAGUCUUUGUAAAGAAGGAAGUGAAGAACAAGAUUUGGCAGCUGAUCGGAAGCUCUUCCGUCUGGUCUCCAAUGACUCCUUCAUCUCCAUUCAACCUUCCUUAUCCUCUUGUGGACAGGACCUGCCCAGGGACUUCAGUGACAAAGUGAGCUUGCCAAGUCACAGCCACCACCACCAUGUUGAUCAGUCUCUGUCCAGCGCCUGUGACACAGAAAUGGCUUCGCUUGUACCUUUACAUUCACACUCUUACAGGAAGGACCACCGACCUCGAGGAGUGCCACGGACUUCCAGCUCAGCUGUGGCUUUUCCAGACUCUUCGCUGAAUGACUUCCCUCUCUAUCAACAAAGACGUGGUCUAGACCCAGUUAGUGAGUUAGAAUCUUCCAAGCCUCAUUCUGGAUCCAAAGAAUCUUUGGUGGAAAAUUCUUGUUUAUCUGGGGAGUUUCGGCUUACUUCUGACCUAAAAAUCAGCAGUUCUCAGCCACCCACAAAAAGUGGGAAGAGCAAACCUUUGAAGGCAGACAAAAGUGUGGACAGCUUGAGGAGUCUGAGCACACGGAGUAGUGGGUCCACUGAGAGCUAUUGCAGUGGGACGGACCGUGACACCAAUAGUACUGUCAGCAGCUACAAAAGUGAGCAGACUAGCUCCACACACAUAGAAAGCAUCUUGUCAGAACAUGACGAGUCUCCAAAAAUAAGCAAGAAGAGUAGUAGGAAAAAAGAGUGCUGUGCUGAUCCUGAGAACAGCUGUGCCGGUGACCAAAGGACUAGCAGGGACACGGCUGCCUUGGAAGUCAGUGCAGAUCCUGGGGCUCCCGAGGCCAGGGAGCCUGCGAGCUCAGAGGAGGUGCACAACCAGAGAGCGCUCAGCACGUCUGCGUCUGAAGAAGCCAACAAAAACCCCCAUGCCAAUGAAGUUACGUCACCAGAGGAUAGGCCAGUGGAGAAAACUGUGGACAACAAGGAGGAACAGAGUGAAAAGCCAGUGAUUCCAGUGGAUUCAAAAAUUUGUAAGGAUGCUGGUGGAAAGCAGAAGGAAGGGGAUGUGCGACCUAAAUCCUCCAGCUUAAUUUACCGGACAGCUUCUGCCCACAAGUCAGGCAGGAGACGGACAGGAAAGAAACGGGCCAGCAGUUUUGACUCCAGUCGGCAUAGGGACUACAUUUCCUUUCGAGGUGUUUCUGGUACCAAACCUCAUAGUGCUGUAUUUUGUCAUGAUGAGGACUCUAGUGAUCAGAGUGACCUGAGUAGAGCGUCAAGUGUUCAGUCUGCUCACCAGUUCAGCAGCGAUAGCUCUUCUAGCACCACUUCUCAUUCGCGUCAGUCUCCUGAGGGCAGGUACAGUGCUCUAAAGACCAAACAUGUCCACAAAGAAAGGGGCACGGAUUCUGAACACACACACAAGGCUCAUCUGGGUCCUGAGGGAGCUGGCAAAAAGCGGGCCACACGACGGACUUCCAGCACCAGUAGUGCUAAGACUCGGGCCCGUGUGUUGAGCUUGGACAGUGGCACGGUAGCAUGCUUGAAUGACUCAAAUAGACUCAUGGCCCCUGAAAGUAUAAAACCCUUAACAACUUCCAAAUCAGACCUUGAGGCCAAAGAGGGAGAGGUGCUAGAUGAGCUAUCUUUACUGGGCCGGGCUUCGCAGUUAGAGACAGUCACGCGGUCUAGGAAUAGCUUGCCAAGCCAGGCUGCAUUUCCUGAAGGGGAAGAGCAAGACGCAGCCAGUGGAGCAGCACAGGCCAGCGAGGAGGCGGUGUCAUUUCGCCGUGAACGCAGCACAUUUAGGCGCCAGGCAGUGCGGCGCCGGCACAAUGCAGGCAGUAACCCUACCCCUCCCACCUUGCUCAUCGGAUCACCCCUAAGCCUUCAAGAUGGUCAGCAAAGCCAGCAGUCCACAGCCCAGGUCAAAGUCCAGUCCCGUCCCCCUUCCCAGGCUGCAGUGCUCAGUGCUAGUGCCUCCUUGCUGGUGAGAAAUGGGAGUGUCCACUUAGAAGCAUCACAUGACAAUGCAUCUACUGUAGGCGGUAGCAGUUUGCACGAUGAACUUGGUAAGUUCUCUUCCACUCUAUAUGAGACUGGUGGAUGUGAUAUGUCACUUGUGAAUUUUGAACCAGCAGCAAGAAGAGCAUCUAAUAUCUGUGACACGGAUUCUCAUGUAUCCAGUUCUACCUCAGUUCGCUUUUAUCCACAUGAUGUGCUUUCUCUCCCACAGAUUCGACUGAAUAGACUGUUGACCAUCGAUACAGAUUUAUUGGAGCAACAGGACAUUGAUCUAAGCCCUGACUUGGCAAACACUUAUGGCCAAACAGAAGAAGCUGCCCAAAAGGUUAAACACUAUUACCGCUUUUGGAUCCUGCCUCAGCUGUGGAUUGGCAUUAAUUUUGACAGACUCACACUUUUGGCCCUGUUUGAUAGAAAUCGUGAGAUCCUGGAAAAUGUGCUGGCUGUCAUUCUGGCGAUUCUUGUGGCUUUUUUGGGAUCUGUUCUUCUCAUACAAGGCUUCUUCAGAGAUAUUUGGGUCUUCCAGUUCUGCCUGGUAAUAGCCAGCUGUCAGUACUCACUGCUUAAGAGCGUUCAGCCAGAUUCUUCCUCUCCCAGACACGGUCAUAAUCGUAUUAUUGCCUACAGUCGACCAGUUUAUUUCUGUUUAUGUUGUGGUCUUAUCUGGCUCUUGGAUUAUGGCAGCAGAAAUCUUACGACAACUAAGUUUAAAUUGUAUGGAAUAACCCUCACCAAUCCAUUGGUGUUCAUAUCAGCCAGGGAUUUAGUUAUCGUGUUUACUCUCUGUUUCCCAGUCGUGUUUUUCGUUGGUCUCCUGCCUCAAGUCAACACAUUUGUCAUGUACCUUUGUGAACAAUUGGAUAUCCAUAUCUUUGGUGGUAAUGCCACGACUAGCCUGCUUGCAGCACUGUACAGCUGUGUCUGUAGCAUUGUGGCUGUUGCCUUACUGUAUGGAUUGUGCUAUGGAGCUUUAAAGGAUUCUUGGGACGGCCAGCAUAUCCCAGUACUCUUCUCCGUUUUUUGUGGUUUGUUAGUGGCCGUAUCCUAUCAUCUCAGCCGACAGAGCAGUGAUCCAUCAGUACUUUUCUCUCUGGUGCAAUCUAAGAUUUUUCCAAAAACAGAAGAGAAGAAUCCAGAAGACCCUUUGUCUGAAGUAAAAGAUCCAUUGCCUGAAAAACUUAGAAAUUCUGUUAGUGACCGUCUGCAGUCUGACCUAGUCGUGUGCGUUGUAAUCGGUGUGCUGUAUUUUGCUAUUCAUGUGAGCACAGUGUUUACGGUUUUGCAGCCCGCACUCAGGUAUGUGUUGUAUGCACUGGUCGGCUUUGUGGGGUUUGUGGCCCAUUAUGUGCUGCCUCAAGUUAGAAAACAGCUACCCUGGCACUGUUUCUCUCAUCCUCUGCUGAAGACAGUAGAGUAUAAGCAAUAUGAAGUUCGAAAUGAAGCUACCAUGAUGUGGUUUGAGAAACUUCACGUGUGGCUUCUUUUUGUGGAGAAGAAUGUUAUCUAUCCCUUGGUUGUUCUCAAUGAACUGAGUAGCAGUGCAGAGACAAUUGCCAGCCCGAAGAAACUGGAUACAGAACUAGGUGCUUUGAUGAUCACCAUUGCUGGUUUGAAGUUGCUGCGCUCCUCCUUCAGCAGCCCUACCUACCAGUACGUCACAGUCAUCUUUACUGUGCUCUUCUUCAAGUUUGACUAUGAAGCUUUUUCAGAGACCAUGCUAUUAGAUCUCUUCUUCAUGUCCAUACUCUUCAACAAGCUUCGAGAACUCCUUUACAAGUUGCAGUUCGUGUAUACCUACAUCGCCCCAUGGCAGAUCACGUGGGGUUCUGCUUUCCAUGCCUUCGCACAGCCUUUCGCAGUGCCCCAUUCAGCCAUGCUGUUUAUUCAGGCUGCUGUCUCAGCCAUCUUCUCCACUCCACUGAACCCCUUCCUGGGAAGUGCAAUAUUCAUCACUUCAUAUGUCCGACCAGUGAAAUUCUGGGAGAGAGACUAUAACACGAAACGAGUGGAUCAUUCAAAUACAAGAUUGGCUUCCCAACUUGAUAGAAACCCAGGGUCAGAUGACAACAAUCUGAAUUCCAUCUUCUAUGAACAUUUAACCCGAUCCCUACAACACAGUCUGUGUGGAGACUUGCUGCUGGGACGGUGGGGCAACUACAGCACAGGAGACUGCUUCAUCCUGGCCUCCGACUAUCUCAAUGCCUUGGUGCACCUGAUAGAGAUAGGCAACGGUCUGGUCACCUUCCAGCUUCGGGGGCUGGAAUUCAGAGGCACCUACUGUCAACAACGGGAAGUGGAGGCCAUUACCGAAGGUGUAGAGGAAGAUGAAGGAUUUUGCUGUUGUGAACCUGGCCAUAUUCCUCAUGUGCUUUCAUUUAAUGCUGCAUUUAGCCAGCGCUGGCUAGCCUGGGAAGUAAUUGUCACCAAAUAUAUUCUAGAGGGCUAUAGCAUCACUGAUAACAGUGCUGCUUCUAUGCUGCAAGUCUUUGAUCUUCGGAAAGUACUCACCACUUACUAUGUCAAGGGUAUAAUUUAUUACGUUACAACCUCCUCCAAAUUAGAAGAGUGGCUAGCUAAUGAGACCAUGCAGGAAGGACUACGUCUGUGUGCAGAUCGGAAUUACGUCGAUGUAGAUCCGACAUUUAAUCCGAACAUUGAUGAAGACUAUGACCAUCGACUCGCAGGCAUAUCCAGGGAGAGUUUCUGUGUGAUUUACCUCAACUGGAUUGAGUAUUGUUCUUCCCGAAGGGCAAAGCCACUGGACGUGGACAAGGAUUCGUCCCUGGUGACUCUUUGUUAUGGACUUUGUGUUCUUGGACGGAGAGCUUUGGGGACUGCAUCUCACCAUAUGUCCAGUAAUUUAGAGUCAUUCCUCUAUGGAUUGCAUGCCCUAUUUAAGGGAGAUUUCCGUAUUUCUUCAAUUCGAGAUGAAUGGAUCUUUGCUGACAUGGAAUUGCUAAGAAAAGUAGUAGUUCCUGGAAUCCGUAUGUCCAUUAAACUUCACCAGGAUCAUUUCACUUCUCCAGAUGAAUAUGAUGACCCCACUGUGCUCUACGAAGCCAUUGUGUCUCAUGAAAAAAACCUCGUGAUAGCCCACGAAGGGGACCCUGCGUGGCGGAGUGCGGUCCUGGCCAACUCUCCCUCCUUGCUCGCUCUGCGACAUGUCAUGGACGAUGGCACCAAUGAAUACAAAAUCAUCAUGCUCAACAGACGCUACCUGAGCUUCAGGGUCAUCAGAGUGAACAAGGAAUGUGUCCGAGGUCUUUGGGCAGGACAACAACAGGAGCUUGUUUUUCUGCGUAAUCGUAACCCGGAGAGAGGUAGCAUCCAGAAUGCCAAGCAAGCUCUAAGAAACAUGAUAAAUUCAUCCUGUGAUCAACCUAUUGGCUACCCGAUCUUUGUUUCGCCACUGACAACUUCUUACUCUGACAGCCAUGAACAGCUUAAAGAGAUUCUUGGGGGACCUAUCAGUUUGAGAAAUAUCAGAAACUUCAUCGUGUCAACAUGGCACAGGCUAAGGAAAGGCUGUGGAGCUGGAUGUAACAGUGGUGGCAACAUUGAAGAUUCGGAUGCCGGAGGUGGAAUUUCCGGUGCUGGUAACAGUGCAACAAGCACCGGUGAUCCCCACAGCAACGCGCCCCAGGGAAACACUGCAAAUCCUGGGCAGGGAUCAGGAACAGGGCUCCAUCCACCAGUCACAUCCUACCCUCCUGCACUAGGCACCAGCCACAGCGCUCACUCGGUGCAGUCCAGUCUGGUCAGACAGUGCCCUGCUCGCGCCUCUGGAGCCAGCCAGUCUUCCUACUGCUACAGCAGCCGCCACUCCUCUCUCCGCGUGUCCAGCACAGGGUUUGGGCCUUGUCGGCGCUCUUCCACCAGUCAGAUAUCCCUUCGCAAUUUGCCGUCAUCCAUCCAGUCCCGCCUCUCCAUGGUGAACCAGAUGGAACUCCCCGGGCAAAGUGGCCUGGCCAGUGUGCAGCAUGGUCUGCCUUCUUCCAGCAGCUCCAGCCAAAGCAUCCCUGCCUGCAAACAUCACACCCUCGUGGGCUUUCUUGGGACAGAGGGAGGUCAGAGCAGUGCCACUGACUCCCAGCCGGGCAACACUUUAUUAAGUCCUACAACUAAUUCGCAUGCCAGAAAGGGGGAGGUGAUCUACAGAGUCCAGAUUGUGGAUCCCAGUCAAAUUCUGGAAGGGAUCAACCUGUCAAAAAGGAAAGAGUUGCAGUGGCCUGAUGAGGGGAUCCGGUUAAAAGCCGGAAAGAACAGCUGGAAAGACUGGAGUCCCCAGGAGGGCAUGGAAGGCCACGUGAUUCACCGAUGGGUGCCUUGCAGCAGAGACCCAGGCACUAGAUCCCACAUCGACAAGGCAGUGCUUCUGGUCCAGAUUGACGAUAAAUAUGUGACUGUAAUUGAAACUGGGGUGUUGGAACUCGGGGCUGAAGUGUGAGCCAGUGUUCUAUAGCUGCGUUUCUUCUGCCUCUCCGAUCCAAGUGUUGGAGAAGGAGGGGAGCCAGCAGAAGGUGCCUGCAGGCAUCACUUGGUUCCUGUGUGGGACAGACUUGAAAACAGAGUGGGCUUCAUUAAGCUCCUCUCCUUCACCCUUCACCUUGACUUCUGUCACUAUUCCCAUCCUCAAAAAAAGUGGAGAUACUUUUUUAGGUUAGCUGCGAAGAAGACAUUCUGCAUGAAGGAUGAAGUUCAGUCAAAGUAUAUCCUUAUGAAAAGUUUUUCCUAUGUAUUGCCUAUGCUUUAAAUCAACAGUCUUCAUUUCUAAACUAUGACUCAUAUUUUUCGAAUUUAUUUGCCAAAAAUAAUUGCCAUGUUUUGUCAUAGAACAUGAAAUUCAUUUACCUUGAUUUUGAAAAUCCAGUGUAGAAACGUUCAGCUUGACACAGAGCAGUGUGAAAGUGUAAUGUACAGUAAAAGAGACUAUGAACACACAGAGGUUUAUCUUAUUCCUUGAGCGGUAAAAACUUUACUGAAAAAAAAAAACUGCACUAAUUUUUUACAACGAUGCACUAAAGUCUGAAAUUUCUCAGAACAUUUAUUUAUAUAUGAGAAUAAAGAACCAUUAUUUAAAUUGCCUUUGGGAUUAACCCCACCCCUUUCCUUAAAAACAUAGGAAGCAAGAACUGUGCUGUUCAUUUUUCUGUUAGUAAUCUACUUCAUGCCAGUACCUUGGAGGUGUUCUUCAAAGCGAACAUGAACUCUCAAGACAUGGACAGCUUCAUCCCUGACGUUUCCCAGAGCCAGUGGUCAGUGGCUCGGUCAUGUGGACACUACUGCCAGCUACCGUGUCCACAUUUCAGUUGAGCUCAACGCAGCAUGUUCCUGUGUGCCCUGCUUCUCUCCGCAAGGCUCAGCUGUGUUGGUGUCUGUCCUGGGAAGAAAAUGCUUUUGCUCUUCAGAGAAGAUGGUGAACAUCCAGGUGUCUAAAGAAAGGAUAAAGUGCUUUUUACGUAAGAGUUCUGAGCUCCUGAAGUUACUCGUAAUCAGUUCAGUUAACCAAGUAAAAUUUUUUCAAGCCAA
This is a messenger RNA of Ochotona princeps (American pika), 8752 nucleotides long. It is a transcript of the gene PCNX1, whose product is annotated as pecanex 1. The record is from RefSeq and is a predicted model, not a curated record. The coding region runs from base 651 to 7670 and encodes 2339 amino acids. The transcript is spliced from 36 exons. Gene Ontology annotation, cellular component: membrane. NCBI's taxonomy places the organism in Eukaryota, Metazoa, Chordata, Mammalia, Lagomorpha, Ochotonidae.